Molecule: messenger RNA, 387 nt
Organism: Tremella mesenterica DSM 1558
Lineage: Eukaryota; Fungi; Basidiomycota; Tremellomycetes; Tremellales; Tremellaceae
Exons: 2
Coding region: 1-387 (128 amino acids)
Source: RefSeq, a predicted model, not a curated record
AUGUCCAACACUGCUUCUGAGGUUCACAGUUCAGCUACACCAUCAACAGAAGACCUGGUGUUCAACACAGAGAAGCCCCUGAAUCAUUUGACUACCAAUGAGGGGUCAGGAUCUGAUAAGACACACACAUUCCCAGUCCACAAUCAUGAUAAGGACCAAAACAGCUCAAAUUCUGGCUCAACUUGCGGUCCUCCGGAAGAAGGUCUGUGUGACUGGUGUGUGGUUGGACAGGGAACAGUCCAUGAUCCUGAGCCAGAUACUGUCUCAAUGAGUGAACAGAAUUCUGGUUUGGUCCCUCCAGAGAGUCAUGCUGCCCAAACACCACUGAAGAGCUCAGGGAUAAACUUCGAAAGUCCAUCACUGGAUACCUUGCCACCACGGGCCUGA